Capra hircus (goat) is the source of this 1976-nucleotide messenger RNA. RefSeq names its product NFKB activating protein like (gene NKAPL). Gene Ontology annotation, molecular function: chromatin binding. Gene Ontology annotation, cellular component: nucleus. The transcript has a single exon. NCBI's taxonomy places the organism in Eukaryota, Metazoa, Chordata, Mammalia, Artiodactyla, Bovidae. The record is from RefSeq and is a predicted model, not a curated record. The coding region runs from base 93 to 1292 and encodes 399 amino acids. Gene Ontology annotation, biological process: regulation of gene expression.
CGUGCACUGGACCGUUGCCAGUGCGCCUGAGGGAGCGAAACUGCCGGCCAGUCAGGAUCCCUGUUGUAACCACCGGUGUGAAAGACCGGCCCAUGGCGCCAGUGUCCCAGUCCAGCUAUCCAGAGGACACCCCGGGCUCUGGGAGACAGCGACGCAGCUCUUCCGAUAGCCCGCCAUCCGCGCAGGCCAGACAGUCCCCUUGGGUCAGCCGUACUCACUCCCGCGACCGCGAAUGCCUCAGGCCUUCGUGGAGUGGGUCGGGUGUUGGAGCUUCUUACCCCUUUAUCCGCCCUGAGUCUCGAAAGCGGCCCCCCGGGCUCCGCAACUAUGACUUCUCAUCCUCUUCUUUCUCCUGUGGAGGGUACCGUUACCAUCAACACCACUAUGUGGGCGACAGGCAGUGGGUGGAGGACUGUGAGAAAGAGAAGGAGGAGAGCUAUCGCCAGAGGCGGCUGAAAGAGAGAGAAAGGAUUGGGGAGUUGGGAGCUCCUGAGGUAUGGGGGCUGUCUCCAAAGUUUCCUGAGCCAGAUUCUGAUGAACACACCCCGGUUGAGGAUGAAGAGGUAAAGACCAAGAAGAGCAGCAGUUCAGAUACCAGCUCCGUAGAAAAACGGAAAAAGGCCAGUCGUUCAAAAAAUAAAAGGAAAAGAAAGAAAAAGUCCAAAAGAAAACAUAGGACAUAUUCUGAUAAUAGUGACAGUGAUUCGGACUCCGACACUAAUUCCAGCUCUAAUGAUAAAAAGAGAGCAAAAAAAGUCAAGAAGAAAAAGAAACGCAGAGCUAAAAAGCCCAAGAAAAAGAAGACUAAGAAGACUAAAAAAGAAUCCAGUGGCUCAAGCUAUGAGGAUUCAGAAGACGAGUUGCCAGAAGACAUCUGGAUUGAGCAGUCAAAGAUUGCAGAUAACAUGGAUCUAAUAGGUCCAGAGGCACCUAUUAUACACACCUCUCAAGAUGAGAAGCCUUUGAAUUAUGGCCAUGCUCUGCUUCCAGGUGAAGGUGCAGCUAUGGCUGAGUAUGUAAAAGCCGGAAAGCGUAUCCCACGAAGAGGUGAAAUUGGGUUGACAAGUGAAGAGAUUGCUUCUUUUGAAUGCUCAGGUUAUGUUAUGAGUGGUAGCAGGCAUCGCAGGAUGGAGGCUGUGCGCCUGCGUAAAGAGAAUCAGAUCUAUAGUGCUGAUGAGAAGAGAGCCCUUGCAUCCUUUAACCAAGAAGAGAGACGGAAGAGAGAGAAUAAAAUCCUAACUAGUUUCCGAGAGAUGGUGUACCGAAAAACAAAAGGGAAAGAUGAUAAAUAAGGACUUUUGUUCCAUAGCAGGACUUUCAACAAUUUUAAAUGACCAAAAUUAAAAGGCUUUAUGGUGCUACUGUACCAACUGUAAGUUCCUUAAGAAAAAGCUGCUUUUUUAGAUUUCUUUAACAAUAUAUUUUGUUAAUUUUAACUGUAAAAGUAAUAUGUAUACAUGUUUUUAAAAAUAUUCAAACACUAUAGGAGGAGAGUCAGUAGAAUGUGAGUCUUCUACCCCCAUCCCUAAUCCUUCCCUCCUAAGAAAUCUCUUUUUGGCAUUUUCUUUAUCUAUCCAUGAAUCCUGUUUAUGUAAAAGCAUGUUUAUUGCAGGAUAAAAGUUGAAGCUAUUAACCUAAAGGGUUGUUGUUUUCCCUGUUGCUUCCUCAUGGAGCCAUUCAUUUACCCAAGGAAAACCAGGAGAACCCCGGAAAAAACAAAGGAUUCAAUUGAGUGUAUACUUCUGGUUUGCAUUUAACAGAGUUAAAAGUUAGUUUUAUUGGCUCAUUUUCCUCUUCUAGCCUGUUUCCCUGAAAUAAUAGGCUGCCAAAGCUCCUGAGUUUGGUUAUGUAUUUCCUGGUCCACGUAUGAAGAGAGAAGGAAAAUUUUUGUUUUGGCAUUCCAAAUAAGACUACUGAGACUCAGCCUAAUUAGAUUAGCUUAGGUCACAUGCUUCCCCCAAACCUCCCCUCCUGCC